GACAUCAGACCAAGUAAAGAAGUUAAGAGAGCAGCCUUAGAAGCCUUUUCCUUUGUUUGUUGCAAGGCAAGGAAGGAAUAAAUUAUUUGUGGGUUAGUUCCUUGCAGCUUCUUCAAAUGUUCUUGCUAUAUAUUCACCUUUAAGCAUUUCCACAAACCAACCCGUGUUCUGCUGCAUGCCCUUUUCUCCUGUCAUCGACUCUUUUUUUACUUUACUAGUUUCUCUGUUUUUCAAGAACUCUCUGGAUUUGGUUCAUUUCUGUCAAGCUCAUAAAGAGAAGCUCUUGAUUUCAUCUUUCACAAGAGGGUUCUCUUCACAGGGAUACUAAGACAGAAAAAUGGGAGUUGGAGGUACUUUGGAGUAUUUAUCUGACUUGAUGAGCAGUAGUGGCCAUAAACACAAAAAGAAGAAGCAAUUACAGACUGUGGAGCUGAAGGUAAGGAUGGACUGUGAUGGCUGUGAGCUUAAGGUCAAGAAAUCCCUGUCUUCAUUAAGUGGAGUUAAAUCAGUGGACAUAAGCAGGAAACAGCAGAAGGUGACUGUAACCGGAAAUGUUGAAGCAAGCAAGGUGCUGAAGAAGGCUAAGUCAACAGGGAAAAGGGCAGAGUUUUGGCCAUAUGUUCCUUACAAUCUAGUGGCUCAGCCUUACACUGCUCAAGCUUAUGACAAGAAGGCACCUCCUGGUUAUGUCAGGAAUGUAGAGAACACUGCCACCACUGCCACUGUGAUAAGAUAUGAGGACCCAUACAUCACCAUGUUCAGUGAUGACAACCCCAACGCAUGUUCUAUUAUGUAGUUGAAGAAACAACAAAUAAACCACUGUAAAAUUCUAAUGUAGGGGUUUUAACAAUUAAAUUUUUGUUUGGGGUUUCUGUUUUUGUAAGAAGUAUGAGAAAAUUUGUCAGCUAAUCUAUGUUUUUCCUUACUUUUCUUCUCUGAAGGGUCCUGACUCCUGAUGAACAUGGAUCAGCAAUAACCUGUAGUUUUGCAAUGACAAUGAGUGGUUUUUCUGGGCCUUGCAA
Alnus glutinosa is the source of this 1022-nucleotide messenger RNA. RefSeq names its product heavy metal-associated isoprenylated plant protein 23. The coding region runs from base 338 to 796 and encodes 152 amino acids. The transcript has 2 exons. NCBI's taxonomy places the organism in Eukaryota, Viridiplantae, Streptophyta, Magnoliopsida, Fagales, Betulaceae. Gene Ontology annotation, molecular function: metal ion binding. The record is from RefSeq and is a predicted model, not a curated record.